GUUGUAGCCGACCUGAACUAGGGUUUUCGGUGUUUUAUGGCUGUGAAGGUAUUGAGCGAAAUGGGAGAAGAGAAGAGAGAAGUAAUAUUCAGAGACAUAAGACGAUAUUACUGUGAAUUUUGUGGGAUUUGCCGCUCCAAAAAGUCCCUCAUCUCCUCUCAUAUCCUCUCCAAUCAUCAUGAUGAAAUGGAGAGGCGGAAAGAUGAGGCAAAUGAAGAUGUAAAGAAAAAGGAAGGCCCAAAAAUGAAUAUUUGUGAAGAAUGUGGUGUGAGCUUUCAGAAGCCUGCUCAUUUGAAGCAGCAUAUGCAGAGUCAUUCACUCGAGAUUGAGAGGCCAUUUGUAUGCCAUAUAGAUGACUGCCAGUCCAGCUACCGCAGAAAGGAUCACUUGACGAGACAUCUCUUGCAGCACCAAGGGAAGCUGUUUGAGUGUCCCGUUGAUGGUUGCAAACGCGCAUUUAGUAUUCAAGGCAAUAUGACUCGGCAUGUCAAAGAGAUGCAUGACCAGUAUGCCUUCCCUGAGGCCAAUCUUCCAAAGCAGUAUGUCUGUUCAGAACUUGGUUGUGGGAAGGUGUUUAAAUUUGCAUCCAAAUUGAAGAAGCAUGAAGAUUCUCAUGUUAAGUUGGAGACGAUGGAGGCACUUUGUUUAGAGCCAGGCUGUAUGAAACAUUUCACAAAUGAGAAAUGCCUCAAGGAACACAUAGAGAGUUGCCACCAGCAUAUUGUGUGUGAAAUUUGCGGAACCAAGCAAUUGAAGAAGAAUAUUAAGCGGCAUCUCCGGACGCAUGAAGAAGAGUCUACAUCGGAGAGAAUAAAAUGUGAAUUCCAUGAUUGUCAGCACACUUUCUCCACUAAAUCAAAUCUUAUUCAGCAUGUCAAAGCUGUGCACCUGGGGGAUAAACCAUUCUCAUGUGGCAUUGCUGGUUGUAGUAUGAAAUUUGCCUUCAAGCAUGUGAGAGAUAGACAUGAAAAAUCAGGCUGCCAUGUUUAUACUCCAGGUGAUUUCGUAGAGGCUGACGAGCAAUUCCGUUCUAGACCAAGAGGUGGUAGGAAGAGGAAGCUUCCUGUUUUCGAGGCAAUUAUGCGGAAAAGGAUAACACCAUCCAGUGGUACAGAUCCCGUGUUCUAUCAAGGAUCAGAAUAUCUCUCAUGGUUACUCGUAGCAGAAUCAGAUGAAGAGCUGUGAGUCUGUCUCUUUGGCCAGAUGCCAUGUUGAAUCAUGGACCAGAAAUCUCAUAGUUACUCUCAGUAGAACAGAGGAUGAACUCUGAGCGUCUCCUGGACAGUUCUUAGUAGAUAGCUAGUGUAUGUGCUGCCGAUAAGUUUUUACUAGAAAAAAGUAUAUGCUGUCCAUAAGUUAAAUUUAGCCAAUGCUUGUUCUAUAAUCCAAUGGAUAAGUAUUAUCAUAACCGUCGACUCUUUCUCAA
Molecule: messenger RNA, 1426 nt
Organism: Nicotiana attenuata
Lineage: Eukaryota; Viridiplantae; Streptophyta; Magnoliopsida; Solanales; Solanaceae
Product: transcription factor IIIA-like
Exons: 7
Coding region: 37-1185 (382 amino acids)
Biological process (GO): regulation of transcription by RNA polymerase II
Cellular component (GO): nucleus
Source: RefSeq, a predicted model, not a curated record